AUGCUACAGCCAUCGCUACACACUGACUAUAUGACCCGGACUAAGUCCAAUGAGCCUGAGCUCACUGUCAAUCUCACUGAGCCCGCGGUGUUCAUACCUACAUACACGCAUAAAUCUGCCGUCCUGAGGGGUUUUUGUGAAUUGAAGGUUAAGGAGACGUUAAUGGUGAAGAAAUUAACAGUCAAUUUUAGCGGGGUUUCUCAUGUACACUGGCCUCAUGGUCUUCAUGAUUCGAAGACCAUCACAGAUUGUACACUGACGGUGUUCGGUCCGGAUAUCUCAGGGACUGGACCCCAACACCAUGCCGAUCAGGAAAAUCUAGGAAUGUUGGAAACGGGUACCACGGAAUGCAAUACAUCGCGCCAAAAAUGCAGAUUGUGGGGCACCAUCACGAACAAGUUAUGUUCGAAAUGCAAAAGUACCGCCGCGCCUGAGUAUCAGCUAUUGAAACCCGGUACCUAUACUUACAACUUCGAAAUGAUAUUGCCCCCUCAGUUGCCAGAGUCUGUUAAUGUACGGCGAAGCCACGUUCGAUAUAAUGUCCGAGCAUGUCUAGAAUUCCCAGGGCAUUUCAGGCAUAGCAUCAUCAAGAACAUGCCAAUCGCUGCCAUCCAUUGUCCGGCAGAGGAUUUCGUGGAGGAUGCAGAGCCGGUUUACAUUGCCCGGUCCUGGAAGCGUUUGCUCCGAUGCGACAUCCUCAUGUCGAGAAGAGGCGCUCCUCUCUGUCAUAUAUUACCUGUGACUGUGUCUUUUGCCGAGCUGGCCAACACGAGGUUCCAUGGUUUGCAAAUCUAUAUUGCAGAGAACGUUCAGUUCCUCCGAAAAGAUGGUCUUGUUUCCUGCCUUGGACCUUUCAAGAGGAGACUCUUAUAUGAAGCGGCAGAAGACUUUGUACCCACUUUGCCGCCCUAUAGGUUGGGUGAAGACGAUGACCACCUUUCAGAAAAAAGCAGCUGUGGUGUACAAGAGAGUGUGGUGCUGUCGGAGUGCGAGGACAAACCCCCGACCUCCGAGGGCAUGACGCUGAAUAUCGACUUGGCAUUACCCACCUGCCAGGACCAUUCGGACGAUAAUUGGAUGCACUUUAGCACUGAGUAUAAGAGCGUGAGAGUGUACCAUUGGCUUGAUUUUGUGUUUUCCAUGUCCAGACAUGGGGCGCCGCCGGUCGUGCAGAAGAUCGCCAGGGUUCCACUAUCGCUGCGAUCCUGCUAUGCACAACACGCCAACGCAUCCCUGCCAGCUUAUUCACAAACAUGUGAAAUAAAGCCGUUGAACACAGUUCCCGCCGAGGGAUCUUUUGACCAAGGAUAUUCUGAUCAAGACCAGCAUUGGUGGUCGGAAAACGACCGUAGAUAUUCUGUUUCUUGA
This is a messenger RNA of Aspergillus bombycis, 1368 nucleotides long. RefSeq lists its product as uncharacterized. Lineage: Eukaryota; Fungi; Ascomycota; Eurotiomycetes; Eurotiales; Aspergillaceae. The transcript has 3 exons. The record is from RefSeq and is a predicted model, not a curated record. The coding region runs from base 1 to 1368 and encodes 455 amino acids. Gene Ontology annotation, molecular function: protein-macromolecule adaptor activity; ubiquitin protein ligase binding. Gene Ontology annotation, biological process: ubiquitin-dependent endocytosis. Gene Ontology annotation, cellular component: cytoplasm; cytosol.